UGCUCCGCAUUUGCCCCCUUAUGGCCUGACCCUUGGUGUGCCUGACUUAUUAAACCUUCUGGCCUCCACAGGGCACGGACAGAAUUUGCUGGUGACAAAGAUCCAGUAACAUAUUUCCACAUGUCCUUUCCUUUGCACCGCACCCAGAGUCCCUUUUGCAGAUACAACAGGUAAAAGCAGGGCCACAGCAAGUGCCUCUGACAGGAGGGAGUGGGGAGUUCCCAGAGGAAAGAGAAAAGGGAAGAGAGAGGGGGCCCAGCCUGAGACCAAAAGUGCAGAGCGAGCCAUGGGCUUCUCCUGGAGACCCUGAAACAGAGCCCCAGGAAGAGGUGAUGACAAAAGAGAAGGCUUCUCAACCCUCACAAGAGGAAGUGGACCCAAGAGACACGCAUAGAGGUCAGAGAACGGCCAUGCAGAAGGAAAAACAGCAAACCGAGCUGCAGCGAGCGCCUGAGCCCUGCGGCCCAGGCACAGGAAGCGGGCAGAGCCCUCAGGACCCAAGGAGGGCAGAGCGCCAGCCUGAAGCUCUGGCAGUGCAGGCCGGACGCUGGAACCACGAGAGGAAUGUAGCUGCCAGUUCCUGGGGCAGCAGCCUGCUGGGCCCUGGAGCACAGGGCCUAAGCCCUGAGCAGGUGCCUCAGCCAAGCCUGGGCAGUCACAGCCCAUGCCAGGCUGCUAGCGCUGGCCCAGGCUGGAAACACGUGAGGGCUUGGGCUCUUGCACAGAGCCGGUGCAAAAACCUAGCAAAAGAGCCUCCUCUGCAUCAUGAGACGGGGCCUCGUAUAAGGCUUAGUCCCAGGCUGAUAACUACUUCCUAGACCCCUCAAACAACACCCCUUGGCCUGCACCCCGGAGAGUGGCUCAGAGAGGUGGGGCUACAAAAGGAACUGAGCGGCCCUGGGGGUAGGUGGAGCCCAGCCCUGGGAGGUGGGGGGGACUGAGAGGGAGGCGUGUCAAGGGAGGAGCUCAGAUCAGGCUGGGGGUCGGCACUGGGAGAGGGUUUUCUCUGUUCGUUCUGACGGGGCACUCAUUCUGCACAGGACUUUUUGGAAGUCGGAGGGAGGAGGACACUCAGAGUGAGGGGUUGCCCUCAACGGGGAUUCCAGAAUCUCCCGGACUCGAAUGAGAGGGGGAGGCCUCUUCCCAGAAGCAUCAGCUUCUGGGCAUCUCAGAACCCUGGCUCAAGCCUGACCAGAGUGCCCCCCUACUGCGAAACAGGCCAGGGCCCCCAUUUCUCUAAGGCCUGCAUCCCUCCCUCCGGGGUGCGCCCUGCCCCUCCCUGAGUCACCCCAGGGAGAGAGGGGAAAAAAGGGAAGAGAAAAGAGGCAUUGACUACAGAGGAAGGAAAAGGAAACAGCAGAGGAGGGAGGAGAGGCCACGCAGGAGUGGGUGACAGAGGAGAUCAGAGAGGGCAGAUCUAGGGCAGAUCUAGGGCAGGGGGAGAUAGCAAGCCGAGCAUCCCAAAGGGCGCCCCAAGAGCAGGCCGCCAGGGGCGGGGAGCUGAGGGGGCGGGCCGGCCAUGUCCCACGGGACCUACUACGAGUGUGAGCCCCGGGCUGGCCAGCAGCCACUCGAGUUCUCGGGGGCCCGAGCGGGGCCUGGGGAGCUAGGGGACAUGUGUGAGCAUGAGGCCUCCAUCGACCUAUCUGCCUACAUCGAAUCUGGGGAGGAACAGCUCCUCUCCGACCUCUUCGCUGUGAAGCCAGCACCUGAGGCCCGAGGCCUGAAGGGCCCCGGAACCCCUGCCUUCCCCCACUAUCUGCAGCCUGACCCUCGGCCCUUCGCCUACCCCCCACAUACCUUCGGCCCCGACAGGAAGGCCUUGGGGCCUGGCAUCUACAGCAGCCCGGGGAGCUACGACCCCAGAGCCGCCGUGGCCGUGAAGGAGGAGCCUCGGGGGCCUGAGGGCAGCCGGGGGGCCAGCCGCAGCGGCUACAACCCUCUGCAGUACCAAGUGGCUCACUGUGGGCAGACGGCCAUGCACCUGCCCCCGACCCUGGCAGCACCCAGCCAGCCCCUACGUGUCCUCAAGGCCCCUCUGGCCACUGCUGCACCCCCCUGCAGCCCCCUCCUCAAGGCGCCCUCCCCAGCUGGCCCCUCACACAAGGGCAAGAAGGCCGUGAACAAAGACAGCCUGGAGUACCGGCUGCGGCGGGAGCGAAACAACAUUGCCGUGCGGAAGAGCCGGGACAAGGCCAAGAGGCGCAUUCUGGAGACGCAGCAGAAGGUGCUGGAAUACAUGGCCGAGAACGAGCGUCUGCGCAGUCGGGUGGAGCAGCUGACCCAGGAGCUGGACACACUCCGCAACCUCUUCCGCCAGAUCCCUGAGGCUGCCAACCUCAUCAAGGGUGUGGGGGGCUGCAGCUGAGCCCGGCUGGCAGACUGUGGGGACCCCCCCCGGGGGACCCCCACCCUGCUGGGGUCCUAGAGCCCCUCACAGGCCAAGCCAGGAGACAGAGACCAUGGACAAAUGGCAGCGGGUGGCAGGGAGGAGGCCCCAGCAUGAUGAUUCUGUGGCUGAAUAAAACUGCAGCAUGACUAGUGGUGGGGCUGUACACUGGGCCUGGGGUGGGUGUGUAUGUAUGUGUGUGUGUGUGUUUCCGUGUGUGGCCUAAGGAACUCCAAGAGCAGGGGAUGCAUGGGGCUAGGUCUGCAUACCCUUUGAUUCCAAGCCCAAAUGAAUAUUCAGGAAAUUCAGCAGGGCCCUUGGCACUCC
Sus scrofa (pig) is the source of this 2716-nucleotide messenger RNA. RefSeq names its product CCAAT enhancer binding protein epsilon (gene CEBPE). Lineage: Eukaryota; Metazoa; Chordata; Mammalia; Artiodactyla; Suidae. Gene Ontology annotation, biological process: DNA-templated transcription; regulation of transcription by RNA polymerase II; myeloid cell differentiation. Gene Ontology annotation, molecular function: DNA-binding transcription factor activity, RNA polymerase II-specific; RNA polymerase II cis-regulatory region sequence-specific DNA binding. The record is from RefSeq and is a predicted model, not a curated record.